Molecule: messenger RNA, 1136 nt
Organism: Mesoplodon densirostris (Blainville's beaked whale)
Lineage: Eukaryota; Metazoa; Chordata; Mammalia; Artiodactyla; Ziphiidae
Product: histone H2B type 1-L
Exons: 1
Coding region: 675-1055 (126 amino acids)
Cellular component (GO): nucleosome
Molecular function (GO): DNA binding; structural constituent of chromatin; protein heterodimerization activity
Source: RefSeq, a predicted model, not a curated record
CUUGGGCAAUAGUACAGCCUGGAUGUUGGGCAGGACGCCGCCCUGAGCGAUGGUGACUUUGCCUAGCAGCUUGUUGAGCUCCUCGUCGUUGCGGAUGGCCAGCUGCAGGUGGCGCGGGAUGAUGCGCGUCUUCUUGUUGUCGCGGGCCGCGUUGCCCGCCAGCUCCAGGAUCUCGGCCGUCAGGUACUCCAGCACCGCCGCCAGAUAAACCGGCGCGCCGGCCCCGACCCGCUCGGCGUAGUUGCCCUUUCGGAGCAGGCGGUGCACUCGGCCCACGGGGAACUGGAGCCCGGCGCGAGAAGAGCGAGUCUUGGCCUUGGCACGAACUUUGCCUCCUUGCUUACCACGUCCAGACAUAAUGCAAUAUUUUAAAGCCUACACCAGAAACAACUAAGGGGAAAGGAGAAAAUCGCAUAUUUUAUAGCUGCAGCUGGGCGCGAAAAAGAAGCUAUUCCAUUGGGUAAAGUAGUAAUUCCGUUUUAAAAGAUACGUGUCGGUCCUUUAAAUGCGCGUUCUGAUUGGACAAGAUUUUAAUGACGUCAUUACCAGUAUUCGCCAAUCAGACAUAGAACUUUACUAAGUCUCAUUUGAAUAUGCAGUUGUAAGUGAGUCGGACUCGCCUCGCCCAUUGCUCACUCUUUGUUUCUCGAGGAUUUUGUUAACGCCACUUCACCAUGCCUGAGCUUGCUAAGUCCGCUCCUGCCCCGAAGAAAGGCUCCAAGAAGGCGGUGACCAAGGCUCAGAAGAAAGACGGCAAGAAGCGCAAGCGCAGCCGCAAGGAGAGCUACUCCGUGUACGUGUACAAAGUGCUGAAGCAGGUCCACCCGGACACCGGCAUCUCGUCCAAGGCCAUGGGCAUCAUGAACUCGUUCGUUAACGACAUCUUCGAGCGCAUUGCGGGCGAGGCGUCUCGCCUGGCUCAUUACAACAAGCGCUCGACCAUCACCUCCAGGGAGAUCCAGACGGCCGUACGCCUGCUGCUGCCCGGCGAGCUGGCCAAGCACGCCGUGUCUGAGGGCACCAAGGCUGUCACCAAGUACACGAGCUCCAAGUGAGCCACUGGCUGCAAAGCAGUUGAUCAGGUUCCGUCAUAUCCAAAGGCUCUUCUCAGAGCCAUCCACGCUUUCCAAAGAGAA